Molecule: messenger RNA, 1023 nt
Organism: Gavialis gangeticus (Gharial)
Lineage: Eukaryota; Metazoa; Chordata; Crocodylia; Gavialidae
Product: serotriflin-like
Exons: 8
Coding region: 67-837 (256 amino acids)
Cellular component (GO): extracellular region
Source: RefSeq, a predicted model, not a curated record
GAAGCAGGUGAGCUAUAUAUUGUGCUCCAGUAAAGAAACAUACUCACUUCCACAAGCAUCUGAACCAUGCAGAAGGUAUCUCCUAUAUUCAUGGAAAUAAAAGGAAUGAUUCUGCUCACUACGUUCCUGUGCCUUUCAGCUGUGCUGCAGGAAUCUUCUGGAGUGGCACCUGUGCCAGGUUAUGAUGCUCUGGCAACGAAAAAUGUACAACAGCAAACGUUGAUUGUGAACAAACACAAUACCCUCAGGAGACAAGUAAACCCCCCUGCUAGGAACAUGCUGAGGAUGGAAUGGUCUACUGCAGCACAAGCAACUGCGAAAAAAUGGGCAGAUGCAUGUACUUUAUCUCACAGUCCUGGAAGUAAAAGAACAACUACUACAGUCUGUGGUGAAAAUCUCUACAUGUCAGCUGCCCCAAGUACAUGGUCAGAUGUCAUUCAGGCCUGGUAUAAUGAAAAUAAAGACUUUAAGUAUGGCAGUGGGCCAACAAGACCACAAGCAAUGAUAGGCCAUUAUACUCAGGUGGUUUGGUAUAAAUCUUACCAGAUUGGAUGUGCCAUGGCUUUCUGUCCUCAGAAAAAAUUCAAGUACUAUUAUGUUUGCCACUACUGCCCUGCAGGGAACAUUGUAGGCUCAAUUAACACACCUUACAAAUCAGGACCACCAUGUGGAGACUGCCCUAAAGCUUGUGACCAGGGGCUAUGCACCAAUCCUUGUAAACAUGCAGAUGAGUACUCAAACUGUCCAGAACUGGUAAAGAAGCACGGAUGUACUAAUUUUGAUCUGACCAAGAAAAAUUGUGUUGCUUCCUGCCAAUGCACCACUGAAAUCAGAUAACCAGUUUGAUUCAUCCAUUUAAGGAAAUUCAUCUGUAGACAACAGUGUUUUUUUACAAAGCUGAAGUCCAUGUGCCAGGCUUUAUGAAUGCAGCCUUUCUGAUUUUCACAGGGUAACUCAUAUGAGUAAAGGCUGAGGAUAGAGGCUGACAAAGUUAUUUGGGUAGAUGUGUUAUCUUUUAUUAGA